GAAGUAAAGACUGUUAAAGAAGAAUUAGCUACUAGACUUAAUACCAAUGAAACUGCCGAAUUACUGAAAGAAAAAGAAGAGCAAAUCAAAGGAUUAAUGGAGGAAGGAGAAAAACUUUCCAAGCAGCAGCUGCACAAUUCCAACAUUAUUAAGAAACUAAGAGCCAAAGAGAAAGAGAGAGAAAAUAUUAACACAAAACAGAACAAAAAGAUUAAGGAAUUGGAAGAGGAGUUGCAGCAUUUAAAACAGGUGCUUGAUGGCAAGGAGGACCUUGAGAAGCAGCAUCGAGACAGCAUUAAACAACUGAACAGUGUUGUAGAGCGGCAGGAAAAGGAUCUUGGUAAACUUCAGGCAGAAGUGGAAGACCUUGAAGAACGGAACAGAAGUGUCCAGGCAGCGCUUGACAGUGCAUACAAGGAACUUGCAGAUCUUCAUAAAGCUAAUGCUACGAAGGACAGCGAGGCACAAGAAGCAGCCCUGAGUCAGGAGAUGAAGGCAAAGGAGGAGCUUGGAUUAGCUCUGGAGAAAGCCCAGGAUGAGGCACGGCAGCAGCAAGAAGCUUUGGCAAUUCAGGUGGCGGACCUGAGGCUAGCGCUGCAGCGUGCAGAGCAGCAGGCAGCAAGAAAAGAAGACUAUUUACGCCAGGAAAUCGGUGAACUACAACAGAGACUGCAAGAAGCAGAGAGCCGGAACCAAGAACUGAGUCAAAGUGUUACAUCUGCUACACGGCCACUUCUCCGUCAGAUAGAAAAUCUUCAAGCCACGCUGGGAGCGCAAACCUCUGCGUGGGAAAAACUGGAAAAGAACCUUUCUGACAGACUUGGUGAGUCUCAGACUCUUCUAGCAGCAGCUGCCGAGAGAGAACGGGCUGCUACAGAAGAACUUCUGUCUAAUAAAAUUCAGAUGUCUUCUACUGAAUCUCAGAAUAGCCUUUUAAGGCAAGAAAAUACACGCCUUCAGGCUCAGCUGGAAGUGGAGAGAAACAGACUGAAGAAAAUGGAAAAUGAAAACAGUAGGUAUGAGAUUGAAUUAGAAGGACUCAAAGAUGAGUAUGCGAAAACCUUGGAAGAUGCAAAGAAAGAAAAGACACUGCUGGCUACUCAGUUAGAAAUGGAGAAGAUGAAAGUUGAACAGGAAAGAAAGAAGGCGGUUUUUGUGCAAGAAGCAGCGAAGGAGAAGGAUCGGAAGUCAUUUACAGUGGAAACUGUUUCAAGUACUCCAACUAUGUCACGCUCUAGUUCCAUAAGUGGAGUUGACAUGGCAGGUCUUCAGACAUCUUUCCUCUCACAGGAUGAUCCUCACGACCACUCGUUUGGGCCAAUAGCUACUAGUGGAAGCAAUCUUUAUGAUGCUAUAAGGAUGGGAGCAGGUUCAAGUAUAAUUGAAAACCUUCAAUCACAGCUAAAACUAAGAGAAGGAGAGAUUUCACAUCUACAGCUGGAAAUCGGAAACCUUGAGAAAACUCGAUCAAUAAUGGCAGAAGAACUGGUUAAAUUAACAAAUCAAAAUGAUGAACUUGAAGAAAAAGUGAAGGAAAUACCAAAAUUGCGUGUGCAGUUAAAGGAUUUGGAUCAAAGAUACAAUACGAUUCUUCAGAUGUACGGAGAGAAGGCAGAGGAAGCUGAAGAGCUCCGUCUAGAUCUUGAAGACGUGAAAAACAUGUACAAGACUCAGAUAGAUGAACUUUUAAAACAAAGACAAAAUUAAUUCCCUCCUAACACUAUAUGAUAACAGAUUGUAAAGAUAAUUGUUUAUGUAAAUGCUGGAUUUAAAUGUCUUGUAAAAAAAAAAAACAACCCUGUAUUAUAGAAGAGGUGACUAUAUAAUAGAGUUCAUAUGCUGACAGAAAAUCAGUGCUUUAAGUGUCUUGUACUGUCUGCAGUUAAAUUAUUUGUGCAAUAUUU
Leptosomus discolor (cuckoo roller) is the source of this 1904-nucleotide messenger RNA. Lineage: Eukaryota; Metazoa; Chordata; Aves; Leptosomiformes; Leptosomidae. The record is from RefSeq and is a predicted model, not a curated record.